GCAUGACACUGGUGAGGUGAGCAAGCGGAAAACCACGCUGAGUGAAUUUAGAGCUACAGCAGAAUGGAGGUAUCAAGGAGAAGAAUCCUCCAAAAACAUCUGGAGCCAGCAAGACCCCUUCGUCGCUGCAUUCAUGUAGACAUCGAGCCCCAAAUAAAUGCUGCUACAUGCGCACAGACACUGAUGGAGGUAAUGGAUCAAGAGACAAAUGUUGACAUUGAGCAGUUCUACAAGAUUAUCAGCCUCCACAAACAAAAAGAAGGCAGAAUAUCUUACACAAGAGAUUUUUUAAUUGGUCUUGCAAGUUGUCCUGAGGCCAGGAAGAAGCCAGAGUUCUUACCAGAGCAUCCAAUAGUCUUAACCAAGGCGAGAGAUCCCGAGCAGCUAAAGUUUCAGGAAUCAAUGUGGAAUGGAGAAAAAGGAGACAUGACCAGUACGUAGGAUUUUGGGUUACUGUAGAAACAUGUCACUACAACUUGGUGUGCU
Molecule: messenger RNA, 486 nt
Organism: Scomber japonicus (chub mackerel)
Lineage: Eukaryota; Metazoa; Chordata; Actinopteri; Scombriformes; Scombridae
Gene: gra
Product: granulito
Exons: 7
Coding region: 64-441 (125 amino acids)
Source: RefSeq, a predicted model, not a curated record